AUGCAAAACAAUGUAAUUUCUAUUGUUGAUAACUACUGCAGUGUGAAUGACUUCAGUGUUAUGAUAGCUCAGUCAAAGGAAUACAAGAAAGCUCUCUGGGGUGUUUUAAAUAAUUACACUACCGAACAAUUAGAAGCAUUUUGUCAAAAAUGCCGAGAGAGAUUCGAAAAAACAACAUCAUCACAAGAUAUAUUAUUCAUAGCAAAGUCUAUCAUGAUAAUAUAUGCAAUUCAUAAGAUAUUUCCAUCAAAUAUUCAACAAUUUGAUAAUUAUCUUAGUAAAUUUUACACAGAAAAAUCAUCUAACGUGCAAAUAUACCAAACAUUCGUACUAGCAAAGCUAUGCAAGCAAGAAGAUUCUGCUUUUUCGCGUAAAAAAAUCACAAUUUGUCACUCGAAAAUCAAAGAUUCGAUAGAUUUACAAUCAUCCGCUUAUUUUCUAUAUUAUCUUUCCAAAUAUUGCACUCAUACUAUCAUGAUUGAUUUUGCGAUGUAUUUAGAUUGCAUAAGAACACUUUUAACAAAGAAAUUAGACUUGAUGCCAGUCUGCACGGACUCAGUGCACAAUUUUAUGCAUUAUUUAGCAUCAAAAACCGAAGAUGCAAAAGCAAAUCAUAUAAAUAAGUUAUUAGCAACGGUAGAUGAAUGCAUAGGAGAUAAUCAGAUAGAUCUUGCGUUCGGAAUCCUUUCAGUCAUACUCGAUCACAAGUUUUCUUAUCCGCAUCUUAAAAACAAAGCCGAAGCAAUAAAUUUAUUAAUUUCGAAGUACACGGUAUUCAAAAAUCUUAAAUGCCACGAACUCAUACUAUGGUGCCAAAUCAAAGCCGCACCUCUAAACCUCGAAAUGUUCAGAAUCAGAUUUUUAGUUCAUUUUCUAAACAAUUUAAUGGAUCUUUCCACCAUGAAAACAAUUUCUCCGAUUACAGCAAGUACAUACAUCGAAGCAAUUAAGCUCUUUCCUGAGUAUUUCAAAAAAUCCGAUAUUACAAAAACUUUGGCAGCAAUGUUAUCAAAUCCGAACAUACACGAAGGCUAUAUAUUGCUCAGCAUGAUGAAUGAGAUCCCUAAAUACGAUCCUUACCUUCCUAAAAAGAUGAAUAAAAUUCUUCCAAUUUUACAAAGCGCACAAAUCACUCCAAACUACGUAGAAUACAUGCCCGGCAUAUUUAAGAAGAUUCCAGAGCUCUGGGGUGUCUACAAACAUCAGUUCCUCCAGCAAAUGUUACAAUUACUUAAAAAACCUGACAUUUUAGCAUUGAAAGUUUUAGCGAAAUGUCAUCCGAUCAAUUCUCCUGAAUUACUGAAUAUUCUAUCACAGUUACUUGUCCAUCCCAACGACAACAUAAGGGCAGCUGCUCCUGCAGCAUAUCUCCAUCACGGACAGUUUUUAGAUGCGAAAAUUUUGUCACAAAUGACCGACCAAUUAUUGACAAGUUGCAUGUGCGAGAAAUCAUGGAAAUCUCGGUUGAGCAUCAUCGAAGCAUUCAACCAAGCAACGUGCAGGUAUUUGUCAUCAAUUACUGCAUUGAGAUGGCUAGAAGUACUUGCAAAUGAUGAAAACAUCGAUGUCAAAAAAGCAGCAUUGAAUUUAUUAGUUAAUUUAUCAAAUUUUUCACCGUUAACUGUUGAACCUGUCAUCAGACAUUUGAUAUUGAAUUCGAUGUUCAUCUUAAAGGCACCAGGAAGUCAUAGAUUAAGAGCAGAAACAUCGAGAUUGCUGUCUGUCAUUGCAAAAGCAACUGAUUUACUCCCAAUCUACAUCGAUGACAUGAUGAACACAAUAAUAGCUCAUUUCUCACAGCCUCCAUCAUCGAAAAUGACGUAUUUCGAAAGUAUAAGUCAUACUGAAACUUCUCUUAAUUUCAUAGAUUUGAUAAAAACCGUCACAAAUGUCAAUUUUGAUUUAAUUAAAACUCAUGCUUUACAACUGGUAAAUGUCGGAAUCAGGAUUCUUCAUGAAUAUUCCGAUAAGAAACUUAAAGUAUCAGUUGUUGAAACAAUAACAGCAAUUGUUCCUCAUUUGACUGAUGAAAAAGAUUUUGACAGACAAAAUUUGGCGGCAGAAAUAAUUUCUAUUGCUGAAAAAUACAAUUCUAGAUCAUUGAGUUUAGCAAUAAUGAAAUUACUUGGUUUGUUGGGAGCUGUUGAUCCAAGUUUGAUGAAGAAUAAUGAGAAUACAACCAAUGAAAACGUGUUUGAUGAUGUAGAAAUCGAUGUCAACAAACAAAGUUAUUAUUUGACAGUGACAUGUAACAGUUUAUUGAAUGUUUUGAAUGAUCAAAGUUUAAGUUCAGAUCAUAAUGAUGUUGCAAUAAUUUUAGUUCUUAUUUUUUGUACAAAAGAUCCUUCUCUUUAUGGACCGUUUAAGAGAUUCAUUCCUUUGUUUAUAGAUAUGAUUCGUGUAUCAAGAAAAUCUGUUUUAUUGGAACAUUUGCAGAAAUUAUGUACUCAAAGUCCUGCAGCAUGGUUAACGAAUUAUUCUGAUGAAAUAAUUUCAUUGAUUUAUGAAUUAUGGACUACUGAUGCUUUGAAUGAUAUCUUGUCUAUUAUUCCUGCAUUGGCGAGUGUUCUUUUGGACAGAUUCAGUCCUUUCCUUCCUCAAUGCAUUUCUUUGUUGUUGGAUUGUUUACAUUCUCACAGAACUUCUAACGAUCAAAUCUCUGAAAAAGUGAUAAAUUCAAUUUUGGCGUUGAGAAGAUUGUCUCAUGACUACAUUUUCUUGAUCAUCCCGGACUUGACAUCGGCAGUAACAUACUCAAUGACAUUAAAGAAAGUUAGAAUUCACGCGUUGGUCGCUUUGAGAGUAAUGAUUCAAUCAAUGCCUUUGAAAUCAUUUUCAGGCGAAAUUAUUCGUUGUAUAAACGUGACACUUAAAUUGAGAGAUCCUCAAUUAACUGAAUAUGCAUUACAAGUUCUUUAUUCAUUGCAAGUAUCCAUUAGUUCUACUUUUGAGCCAUAUAUUGAACAAGUUUCUCCAUUGAUUUAUUCCGACAAAUCGAUAAAUCCUGCUUAUUUCAAUGAACUCAAUGAAAGAAUCAAAAAACAGCAGGUAAUGAGUUUCAGCGAUUUUCCAUGGAUAAACCAGAGUGAUCCAAGCAAAGUUAACUUAGUAAACGAAGAACUGAGACCUAAAACAAGUUUCAAUGAACAAAAAUUGUUCGAAGCCGUUGAUUACAAAGAUGAAGAAAAUUACACUUGGCAAAGAAAAGAAUGGUUCAGAAGAUUUGUUUUUUCUGUUAUUAGUAACUCACCUGUUUUAUGUAUAAAUCUCACAGCGAGUAUUGCACAACACAUACAACAAGUUACUGAUGCAUUGUUUAACAUUGGCUUCUUAAGUUGCUGGGAACAAAUGUCUCCUAAUUACCAAGCGAAAAUGCAAUCAAUUAUUUCUAAAACAAUAAAAAGUGAUUUCCCUCCUGGCUGCAAAUCGAUGUUGAUUUCUUUAGUUGAAUUCAUGGAUAGAGCUGAAUCUCCUUUAGGAAUAAGUUACCAACUGUUAUGCGAAUGUUGCAAAGUUCUUGGACAUCAUGCACAAGCUUAUUAUUUCGCAAGCCGUUGGUAUAUUAAUGAAGGAACUCUUGAAGCGAAAGAUUCAAUGGUUUUUCUUGCAAGCAAUUUAGGAUUGAAAGAGAAUUGUUUUGGAUUAGUUACUACAUUUGAAAAUGGUGAGAUUCCGCCAAUAUGGUAUGAACAACUUGGUGAUUGGAACCAUGCUUUGGAAGGCUACAAAAACAAAAAUGAUAUCGAUGGAAUUGUGAGAUGCCACGCGAAAUUGAUGCAUUGGGAUGAAGUCAUUGAAGAAAAAGAAAAAAUUAUUUCAAGGAAUGGAAAUAUUAAACCAUUAAUCACUGCUUUGCACUUCAAAGGCCAACACAAAGAAGUUUUGGAUCUUGUGUCUAGAUUCACAAAUGAAGGACCUCUUCCAAGACUUUAUGCUGCUGUUUCAGCUUUGAUUUGCAACAAAAAAGAAAUUGCUGUUGAAAUUAUUGAAAAAGCAAGAGAAAUCUUGACUCAACAAGCGAGAAACAGAUUCAAACAUGAUAAAUCCCUUCUGUACAAAACAUUAGUUCACGCAAUGGCUUUCAAUGAAGUUUUGGAACAAGCAAAUGGAACAGUCAAUAAAAAACAAUGGCAAGAAAGAUUGAGUUUAAGUAGACCUGAAUAUGAUGAAUUUAGAGAGAUAUUUGAUGUUCGAAGGCCAUGUUUAAACAAAGAAGAAAUCACUAGCUACAACGCAACAUUGAUUUCCAGAGCGAGAUUAACAAGAGAUUGGGGUGCUUUCGAUAGUUUCGUUUCAAAUAUCACUCCAGAAAUGAUGAAUACAGCUCAAAUCCAAUUUUCAAUUGCUAGAUUCAUUUAUUCUCGUGGCCAACAACAAGAAGCAAUUGACAGAUUGAAGAACAUCAAUUUAGAAGGCAGCCAAGUCCAUAUACAAGCGAGAAUCAAGUAUAUGAUUGGCCAUUACAUAUUAAGAAUGCAUCCUCCAGACCAAAUUCAUCUUUUCGUCAAAGAUGCAAUACCUUAUUUCCAAGAAGCCUUGAAAAUAGAUCCAACAUAUUACAGAGCACAACAUAGAUUGGCUUGGGCUUAUUCACAGACAUGGCACAGUGAUCCUGCGAAGAAUUCAAGUUUCGCUUUGGAAGCUGUUUUAGGAUUCAUUUCGAGUGUUAACAUGAGACCGAAUUCAUCAUUUUCUGAUUUGAUACAGAUGAUUAUGAUUGUUUUCACAACAAAUUUGAGCGAUGAUGUAUUCCAACAAGUCAAGAGAUGCAUCAGUAAUUUGGAUCCAACAUAUGUUUUGUUGAUUAUUCCUCAACUUUGCGCGCAAAUAACAAGAGGAACACCGAGAAACACAGAAUUCGCAAAAGAAGUCAUUUCCAGUUUGUUGCCACAUCAUUACAACACAUUACUUUAUCCUUUGCUCCAAAUGCUCAACGACGAAAACAAAAACGAACACGCGGAAAGAGGAAGAGAAAUCGCAAAAGAAAUUCUCUCAAAAUUCAGAAGUGUUAAUCAUGUUGCUGUUCAACAAGCAAGUGACAUAAGUGAAGGUUUGUUCCAGGCAGCGUAUACACAGCUUGAAAGAUGGCUUGUUAUCAUUUCACAGAUCAAUUUGGCACUUGCUGAUAAUAACAUCGAAGCUGCAAAAGUUAUUUUCAAACAGUAUUAUCCGAAAAUUGAAAAUCCUGUAACUCCUGAUGAAGUUAGAUUUGCUGCUUUCUACAGGCCAGGAAAGCUUGAUAAUAUCCUCUCGAUAUUCGAUCAGAAACAAUCAUUCAUGCCUGAUAGAAGAUCGAUGAGAAUCAGGCAUUCUUUGCAACAAAUCGACAAAGAAAUGAAACAACAUCUUGAAAGCAUCAGAGCCUUGAAAUUACCUGAUUUAGCUCCAAAACUAGGAUCAUUAAAGAACUUUGUUUUGGCAGUGCCAGGAACAUUCAAAGCAGGACAUCAACUAGUAACAAUUGAAUCUGUUGAUCCUCUUCUUGAAGUCAUUGUUUCGAAACAACAUCCAAGAAUCAUUGUUUUCCACGGCAGCGAUGGAAAACCACACAGAUCUCUUCUUAAAGGACACGAAGACUUGAGAUUGGAUCAACGCGUUAUGCAGUUCUUCCAAUUGAUGAAUCUUCACAUCAAGAACGGUCCGAACACGAGAAUGAGGAACUUGGCAUUGCAUACAUUUGCAAUCACGCCGAUCUCCAACAGAUCAGGAAUUAUUCAGUUCAUUGAUGACACAGACACAUUUAAUCAGUUGAUUACUAGUUACAGGAAACAAAGAAGAAUCAACAUAAAUCUCGAGAAAGACAUCAUUUCUAAUAAUUUCACGAGUUCUGUUGAUGAAAUGACAACAGUACAAAGAUACGAAGCUCUUUUAACAGCUAUACAAAGCACGGAUGACAAUGAUCUCGAGAAAGCAAUUUGGAUGAGAUCUCCAUCAUCAAAUGAAUGGAUCAAGAGAACAACACGAUUUGCACAAACAUCUGCAGUCAUGUCAAUCAUCGGAUACAUUUUGGGAUUGGGCGAUCGCCAUCCAAGUAAUUUGAUGAUGCACAAAUCAAGUGGAGAUGUCAUUCACAUUGACUUCUCAGACUGUUUCGAGAUUGCCAAGACUCGUGAGCAGUUCCCAGAAGGAGUUCCUUUCAGAUUGACGAGAAUGAUGGUCAGAGCAUUUGGUCCAGCACGAAUCGAAGGAAAUUUCAGAAUUGCUGCAGAAGAAAUGAUGAAAAUCGUAAGAUCCCAUAGAGAAUCGAUAAUGACAGUGUUGGAUAUCUUCUUACAAGUCCCAAUUGAAUCAGAAGAAGAGUCUGAACUGUCCAAACUUGAUAUUCAUGCAGCCCUUGAUAGAAUAACUGACAAAAUUGUUGGAAGAGAUUUCGGAAGCCAGGAAUUAUCAAUUGAAGAUCAAGUUAGAAGAUUAAUCAAUGAUGCAACAAAUGUUUAUAACUUGGCAACAUUAUAUCAUGGUUGGACACCACUUUGGUAA
Trichomonas vaginalis G3 is the source of this 6480-nucleotide messenger RNA. RefSeq names its product ataxia telangiectasia mutated (ATM) -related family. Lineage: Eukaryota; Parabasalia; Trichomonadida; Trichomonadidae. Gene Ontology annotation, molecular function: protein serine/threonine kinase activity; protein binding. The record is from RefSeq and is a predicted model, not a curated record. Gene Ontology annotation, cellular component: nucleus; TORC2 complex; TORC1 complex. Gene Ontology annotation, biological process: TOR signaling; negative regulation of macroautophagy. The transcript has a single exon. The coding region runs from base 1 to 6480 and encodes 2159 amino acids.